Molecule: messenger RNA, 399 nt
Organism: Drosophila willistoni
Lineage: Eukaryota; Metazoa; Arthropoda; Insecta; Diptera; Drosophilidae
Product: protease inhibitor
Exons: 2
Coding region: 3-314 (103 amino acids)
Molecular function (GO): serine-type endopeptidase inhibitor activity
Source: RefSeq, a predicted model, not a curated record
UAAUGCCAACGAUCGGUCAAAUGACGACCCAAUUUCUAAUUCUAUUGUGCAGUCUGAUGCUGGUCACGAUGAUGAUAAUCCAACUGCCCCAAGUGCAGGCAGUGACCAACAAUGCAAAGCCUGUGGCCCAAGUCCAGGAUGCGAGAUGCUUGCAACCUCUCGAUCCGGGUCCGUGUCGCAUGAAUUGGGAGCGUUUCUACUAUAACAAGGAUAACAAUAUCUGUGAGCCUUUCAAAUAUGGCGGUUGUCACGGCAAUGAAAAUCGUUUUAACUUCCAACAAACCUGCGAAGAGGCUUGUCUAGUGAAGAAAUGAAAAUAAAAAGUGAGCAAAUUAUUUCUAAAAUUAUAUUCAAAGGAACUUAAAAGUCGUUGGUUUUGAAGAAUUCCGAAAAAAAAAU